Cylicocyclus nassatus is the source of this 510-nucleotide messenger RNA. The record is from the annotation of a GenBank genome assembly. Lineage: Eukaryota; Metazoa; Nematoda; Chromadorea; Rhabditida; Strongylidae.
AUGUGUAAUCCGCCGAACGCUCUGCAAGAGACAGUGAAAGAUAUUUGGUAUAAAAUAGCGUUCGUUCUCUGCGGAGUCACACUGUUUAGCUACGCACUUGCAUUCGUGGUGCUUUCUUACAAACAUUAUCAUCGAAAAGAUCGAAAACAUGAGACGGCACGUAAGUCAAUGCGAAGUCUAACUGUGAUAUUUUCGACAUUUCUGUGCACAAGAUUUAUCACUAUACUCAUAGCCAAUGCGUUAAACAUCGUACACGUUGAUCCUGACUAUAUCGAACUUUGCCAAAUGUACAGCGCUGUCACCGCUAUGAUGUCUUAUAGUCUAAACUUCUAUGUGAUUUUCUGGAGAAGUAGAGAUCAUCGUGAGCAUCUUCGUCAACAGCAGAGAAAGCUGCUCAAACAUCUUUUUGGCACAUGCUUCAAAUUUGCUGCAAAAAGCAUCUUCACUUCCAAUCAGUCAGUGAGCACAAGCGUAAACAACACGACGGUGAUAAGCUUAAGGCAAAGGUGA